Molecule: messenger RNA, 1602 nt
Organism: Ostrinia nubilalis (European corn borer)
Lineage: Eukaryota; Metazoa; Arthropoda; Insecta; Lepidoptera; Crambidae
Exons: 10
Coding region: 1-1602 (533 amino acids)
Source: RefSeq, a predicted model, not a curated record
AUGCCUCUGUGCCUGUGUACCAUGAAAUUACAAGAAACAACGUCACUGGCAGAGCGCAUCAGGCUGCUGACUUGCGAUGUGGAAGACGAGCCGGAGGAGCAUCGAUCGUCGCCGGCUGGUUUGAGCAACACCGACAAGCUGUCGACAAGCAGCGACAAGUCGAGUGACAAGUCAUUCAACAGCGUCGACAAGAACAGCGAGAAGGCUUUUGGGAGCGCGUCGUCGAGCUCGUCGUCCUCGACGCUCUCGGCGCCGGUGCCCAACCGACAGCAGCCCCCGGAUCUAGGGGACAUGCACCAAGAACUGCAAAAGCCAAGGUCAGAACCCAGACGGCAGUUCCUAUCGACCCUGGCACCUUUGACAGCGUGUGUGGGCAGCGCGGCGCACCACGAGGGCUUCUACUACGUGCCCCCUGGAGACAGGACCUCAGCUUCAUCAGCCACUAACCUCGACCUCCACGAGCACAACGAAAACCCUGCCCCAGAUGUCGUGGCAGGCACCCCUGGUGCUGGCGAUGGUGAUGAUGGUUUAGCAGCGUUUGCGCGGGCCAACGCGCCGCGAACUGAACGACUACGGCAGCGGUACGGACAAGAGUCGCAGCCCGCAAGCAGUGACGACGAACAUGAUGACUACGGUUUCCACCGCCGACCAGCUGUCCGGGGUAUCGCCAUCAAGCAACAGCUUGGAGCAUCAGACGACAUCCUGCAGCAAAUGCAGAACGAGCUCCAGCCUUCACCGGGCACGACUCCCGCGCAGAUGCCCGCGCAUGCGUGCCAGCGCACUAACUCCAGCUACUCCUGGCCGUACUAUUCGGAAGCCAACUUGAAUUCACGGCCGCAGAGCAGGGCCAGUGCCACAUCCAAUUGGUCCACGAAAUCAUCAGACUACGUGACAGCCCGCCAGUGUGCCACCCCCGUGCCGCAGCAGCAACACAGCGAGAGUUGCUACGCGCACUCGCAGAAUGUGGCCACCUAUGUGCACUACGCGCACACCCAACAUCGGCACCAAGACCCAAUGUAUAGGAACUGCUCGCUUUACGCCAAUAUUGGCUGUUCUGACAGCAGUCAAGAGCUAUACAGCUCGCAGACCAGUUCCGAGCAGACGUCGCCGGUACGCGCGGCGCCGCGGUGCCGGCGGCCGGAGUCGCCUCCCCCGAUACGGAAUCACCACCAGCUCCUCUACGUGCCGUACAGUCAACACUACCACUACCAGCACCACGAUUAUGGGGCGCACUGGACCGCCAAUGACUACAGCCGCAUGCACUCGUACUACCAGCAGGCCAGCCGCGGCGCCACAAGUACGCCGCAGCCCGCGGCCGCACAGCCGCAGAGGGCGCAAUAUACCCACGCUCUACAGAUACAGAACCUGUGCCCGGCACCAGCUAGAUACAGACCAGUGCCGGCACCUCCUCCGGGCGGCGGCAAACAAAUGAUCUGUUAUUCGGAAAAAGUGGCCGCUCCGUUAUACCAGCCGGCGCCAGGUUCGCCGUCAAGGGCGGCGCGCGGGGCCCCCGAGGGCGCGGCCAGCGGGCCCGUGGCCCCCGCUGCCACGUCGCCCAUGGCCGCGCCGCCCAACCCCGUGUAUUAUGCCAUGAACGUCUGA